UCCGUGAAUGUGUCAGUCGUCUGCUCGCUUCAGAUCUAGCGGGUGGGGCAGGCAGGCGGGGCUUAGUAGUGUCGUGUUGUCUUGUGAGAGGCCCUGUGUAGAAGGCGCUAGUUAAUUCGCCUUUUCUUCUUGUUCGACCGUGCAACCUUUAUACAGUAGCCAUGUCGGUUAUGACAAUUAAGCUAUCCAAAGCCGAGGGUACUCCCUGGGGCUUCAGGCUGCAGGGUGGCAAAGAUUUCGCGACACCUCUCUGUAUUCAAAAGGUGAAUGGCGGGUCGGUGGCGGCUUCGGCAGGGCUGCAGGCAGGAGACGCCAUCGUCAGCAUAGGCGGGAAGGAUGCACUCUCUCUCAGGCACAAGGAGGCACAAGAGGCCAUCGUCAGGGCCGGAAACUCCUUCGACCUCGUCGUUCAGAGGGGGGCGCCAACGUGGAAGCCGGCCGUGACGCCCCUGGCCCAAGUGAAGACGACUCCAGAGGGCGUGCCCGUCGCCACCUCCACCUCCCUCGCUGCCAACAAGCAGCCCGUCCGCUACAUCGGCUCCAACCAUAACAGUGUGGCGCGACCCUUUCCCGGCUUCACGGGCUCCCAACCUGCCUACACCCACACAACCACCUCUCUAAAGAACACCCUCCACGAGGCGUCGGAAGGGUCCCCUGGUACUCCUAUCAGUGGCACCUCCUCCAGAAGCACGUCAGGUAGCACCAGCCCUAGCAGCUGUCUUCCAGUCGCCGGCACCACUAUAUCUUUAAACAAAGAGAAUGCCAAAAAUUUUCUGAAAAUGACCCUCGAUAAAGAAAAUGUUAACACCAUAAAUGUUCACACGUCGGCGUACAAAAACCAGAAAUCAAACAGUAAUGAAAAUAUUUUCACAAGUCAGUUUCUGAAUAACAAUGGAGCUGUUGGUGGAAGCGGUGGGCACCAGAGGAAGUAUUCUCUAGCCAGUAAUACCUCCAGCUGCAGUAGUGACGCCGACCACGACUCCCUCACCAGACGCAAUAAUGAAUAUGUUGCUCCAGUAGGAUCGAGUCACAACACUGUUGCUGUUCCAUUCGCAGAGGUAAAUGGACAGCAGAUAGUGAACACUCAAUACAACACGCCCUUGAAGUUGUACAGCGACGACAACAUCGCCGAGACGCUCUAUGCCCAGGCUGAAGUGCUCGGCAAGGGAUGUCUCGGCAUCAACUUCAAGAAGUAUGCGAGGGAGACUGUUAUCCAAACAGAAUCUCCCACAUACAAACUUAUCCAUGGAGAUGGGGAAGAGGCACAGAAGAAGGCUCGCCCCCCACCCAUCUCUCCUUUCGACAAGGAGGCCCCGCCCCCUGCCCCGCUCUUCUCCCGACAGAAGCCUGCAUCAAAGCCAGCACCGGCAGCACCAGCACCACCUCAGCAAGGAGGACAGUCAGACAGCCCCUUGAGUGGUGGCGGGCCGAGCCCCACUGGCAUUCGAAGCGUGCGUGCCCCACAGACCAAGGUGAAGCCUGAGGGUGUGCCUGAUGCCUCAUUAAGCACCAAGUGCUCCGAAUGCGAGAGGCCCAUUAUCGGCGUCUUCGUGCGCAUAAAGAAUAAGAACCUGCACGCAGACUGCUUCAAGUGUUCUACAUGCGGUUCCUCUCUCAAGAAUGUGGGCUACUACAACAUCAACGAAAAGCUGUACUGCGACGUGCAUGCCAAGCAAGCUGCCCGUCACAAUCCUCCAGGGCCCAACCUAGAGCCAAUCAUUGUAAAGCCCGGUGCCCCUGUACCAGCUGGUGCCAUGCCUGCCUGCUUGGCCAAGGUGGCUCCUGCCCCUGCUCCCUUCAAGCCUCCUGUGGGUGGUGUGAGAAUUAUGCCCACGUCCUCCGUCCUCGCCCCAGCACCUAUGCCCAAGUUCGCCCCAGUCCCCCCGCCUAAGCCCGAGCCAGUGGCCCAAGAAACCACAUCAAUACCAGCCCCAGAGCCAGAACCUGAACCAGAGCCAGCAGUGGAACCCCAACCCGAGCCUGAAUUCGAGCCGCAGCCCGAGCCUGUCGUCACCGAGCCUGAGCCAGUACCAGUUUCUGAACCUGUUGUGGAGGCUGCACCUGCACCUGCACCCAUCCAGUCUGAGCCCGAGCCUGCGCCCGAGCCCGCACCUGCGCCCGAGGCCGAGGUCGCUCCCACUGAGCCCCAGACAGAGGCUCUGCCUACAACUGAAGAGAUUGCUCAACAGCAGGAAUUAUCACCACAGGCCAAGCCACAACUUGAAACUCAGCCUGUGGAUAAGUCAGAACAAACAGAAAUUGAGGCUAAACCAAAGCCAGAAACUGUAUUGGAAACCCAGGCUGUAUCGGAGCCAGAACCAGAGCCAAAGAAUGAGGCUAUUUCACAGCCAGAAUUGGAAUCAGAAACUGCAAUAGAGCGUGAAGCCCCAGCUGAAGCUGAACCCAAAGCCACAGCAGAGCCGGAAACUGCAGAGGAAUCUACAUCAGAACCAGAACCUGUCGCUAUUGCCGAGGAGUCUUCGCCAGUGGUGGUCCUGGCAGGGGAGCCUGUUGUGGCCCCAUGCCCACCACCCCCCGUGCUUGAGGUAGAGUGGCGCAUGUCCCCCACGCAUGAUACUGGCUGGGCCAGUGCCACAGUCUACCGUAGCUCAGCGUCCAUACAUACGCUGCUCCACAAACCAGCGCCGGCCCCUGUUCCUGCCCCCAUCUUUGCUCAGGCCCCCGCAGCGCCCAUGGCGGCCCCUCCACCCACAUUCACACCAUUCAAAGCCCAGGCAGCCCCCGCGCACCAUAAGGUACCAUUUGGUGCCCCUGCUGGAAGCGUGGAUGUGCGAUCGCACAUUCCCAAGAAAGGUGCACCCUUUGUGUGGCCGCCACCAAAGAAGGUGGAUGCGGUGGAGGAGGGGCCCCGCUCGCCUGCUUGGGCGCCUGCGGGGGAACCUGUUUAUGUGCCCAGACCAAAGCAUGCAGCUGGUCCACCCCCAAAGAGGCCUCCCCUCUUGCCGACUCCACCACCUCCAAAAGAUUACGAUACCAUGGUCAUAAAGGCUUCCCCUCCCACCCAGCAACCUGCUAAACCUGCCAAAACUCUCCCAGCUUCUGCUUCUGCUCCAGUAGUUGCUCCUACUCCUGCACCAAACCCUGUUGUAACUCCAGCAUGCACAGUUCCCUCUUCACCUGGAAAGGGUAAAAUAGACCCUCCGGCUUUUACGCCUAUCGCUGAGCCAAUGCCAUCAGCGACCAAGUGUGCCCCUACCCCUAAGCUAUCUUCUACUGUGCCUGCUUCCCCUAAGCCUGUUGCUGCUAAACCAGCUGCUGCUAAACCUGCUGCUUCAAAGCCUGUUAGUGGUUUUAAGUCUGUGGCAGCUCCGAAGCCAAAUCCAUCACAAUCAUCAAAUGUUGGGUUUAAGCCUGGUGCAGCGUCAGGCAAAAAAACUGGUUUGGCCCCAGGAGCUCCCUCAAGACUUGCCUCUGCUCCUAUCCCUCCCCCUGUUUCAGUUCCUAUUGUUAAUUCUAUCCCAGCUCCUGCUCCUAAGCCUGCUCCAGGUCCAGCUGCAGCAUCCGCAUCAGCCCCAAUGCCAAAACCUGCAGCCCCCAAGCCCCCCGCUCCCACAGGCCCUGCUCCGGUCUUCGCUCCAGCACCAGCCCCGGCUCCAGUUUCAUCUCUGGGUGGAAUGCCCAAGCCAACACCAAUUCCAGACCUGGGUGGUAGUUCAUUGAAGGGUGUUGCCCAGACUGGUGGGCAGAGGACUGCUCCUCGUCGAGGACGUGGUGUGAUGAACCCAUCUACUACUGCAAGGAUACCCAUAUGUGCCGACUGUACACGUCAGAUCAGGGGCCCAUUUGUUUCUGCAUUAGGCAAGACCUGGUGCCCAGAUCACUUCGUCUGCUCCACUGUCAGCUGCCGUAGGGCCCUGAUUGACAUGGGCUUUGUGGAAGAGCAAGGUUCCCUUCACUGUGAAGACUGCUAUGAAAAGUAUUUUGCUCCCAUCUGUGGGAAAUGUGACAAGAGGGUGAAAGGGGAUUGUCUUAAUGCUGUUGGUAAACAGUUCCAUCCGGAAUGUUUCUGCUGUGCCUACUGUGGCAAGGUGUUUGGCUCUGGUGCCUUCUAUCUGGAAGAUGGGUUACCUUACUGUGAAGCUGAUUGGAAUGACUUGUUCACGACCAAGUGUGUGGGGUGUGGUUUUCCUAUCGAGGCUGGUGACCGAUGGGUAGAAGCCCUUAAUAACAACUAUCACAGUCAGUGCUUCAAGUGCUCGAAAUGCCACAAGAACUUGGAGGGCCAGAGCUUCUUCGCCAAGGGUGGAAAACCUUUCUGCAAGGCUCACGCUCAGCGUGGUUUCUAAGCUGCUGCUACACAGCACGCAGGUCCCAUCAUGGCUCUGUCUUCUGAGAGAAGGGGUUCACCUGCUUCCAUUCACAAGCAACAGAAUCAACAAAUUCGCAAACAGCAAUGACAAAAUGUUUUGGGUUGCCGAAGUAUCAUCAUUAUUAUUAUUGUAGCAGCAGCAGAAUUCCACCACAACUGCUUAUUUUCUCCUAGUAUAGCUAUUUAUUAACAUUUUUUGAGCUCCUCAAGAGUAAUAACUAUUGAGAUGCAGCUCAAUGAGAAUCUCCAUUUUCAGAUGGUUUUACAUGCCUCAAGUGAUGAACUUUAAAUUAAUACAUGCCAUGGCAUUAUGCAACGAACAUUACAGCUUUUGGUUAAUGUUGCCUUCUGAUGGCAUAGUGUGAGUUAAUGAUGUUUCUGUUGCAUUUAUUAAAUGUUUAUCUAUACACAAUAAGGCAGAAAGUCAGCCUGUUGGCUUGAAUUAAAACAAAGUGCAUAAAUCGCCAGUGAUAAAAGUCAGUGCCUUAAUUUUAUCACAUUAAUUAGUGUAAGUACUGUAUACAUAAGCUUUAUUGCCUAGAUUAAUGUUCAAGUCAGUAAAAUGCAAACAUGAAAGGUGUGAACCAGUAUGUUGCUUGUACUAUUGAUUUCUUCAUUGCUUCAGCCAUUUUUCCAAUCCUUGCUGUUUACUGUACUGUAUAGAGAAAUAUAUAUAAAUUGUGAAUAACAGCAUAUUGUUACACAAGCUAUUAUUGUAUAUACGAUUUUCUUAAAAUGAAACCUAUUUAUCUAAAACCAUUAUACAAACCAUCUCAGCAACAAGAAUUUAACUCGGCUAUGCUUGCUUAGUCUCCUGAAUGCCGUGUGUCUUGUUUGUCCAGUUUCUGUUGAUGUUUACACGCACUGAGAGCAGUCUUCGUAAAUUUGGAAAAAGAGGGAAUUCUAAGUCGAUGCUAUCCAUGGAGCUUGCUUAGGGGCCAUUUAAUUCACAGUACACACACAUGACCUUGUAGCAAACACAUCUAUGGAGGUUGAUAUAGAUUGUUUUAAAUUUGCGAAGGCUGAGCCCAAAAAAAAGUUUUUAACCAGUGAAUUUAAAAUUGUUGCGCGCUUCUUUAUCUUCUGAUUAUCACACUCCCUUUUAUGGGGUAUUAUAAACGACAAUAGACAUGUUGUAAA
Molecule: messenger RNA, 5470 nt
Organism: Procambarus clarkii (red swamp crayfish)
Lineage: Eukaryota; Metazoa; Arthropoda; Malacostraca; Decapoda; Cambaridae
Gene: Zasp52
Product: Z band alternatively spliced PDZ-motif protein 52
Biological process (GO): muscle structure development; heart development; actin cytoskeleton organization
Cellular component (GO): Z disc; adherens junction; stress fiber
Molecular function (GO): muscle alpha-actinin binding; actin binding
Source: RefSeq, a predicted model, not a curated record